AUGUAUGCAGUAAAGAGAUUCAACCAGAACUUCUCUAGCAAGAAAUGCUAUGAAACCGAGGUCAGAACAGUCCAUCUUCGCCAUGAAAACAUACUUGAGCUGAUGAGGGGAUGGUGUACUGAGAACCUUACUGAACCCUUGCUUGUAUACGACUAUAUGCCCAACAAGAGCCUCUACGAUGUCUUCUCGAGUGAUAAAAUCCUCUUAUGGCCUUACAGAUACAAUAUUGCCGUAGGUAUUGCUAAAGCUCUAGUGUAUCUUCAUCAUGAAUGUAAUCCUGCUGUGAUCCACUCAGAUAUCAAGGAAGAAAAUGUCUUGCUGGAUGCAGAAUUGAAUCCCAAAUUGGUAGACUUUGGCUUGUCUUUAAGUAGCUCUUCUUGUAUAUUACCAAUUCAGGAUACGGAUGAGGAUCCCUUAGGGUAUCAGCUUCAGGAAUGGGCGACACCGAAGAUACAUGUUUUUUUAUAUGGCUUAUUGGUGCUUGAGCUUUGCUGUAGGAGGACUGAGGGAUACUUGAAUUUUGUAGGAAAUCUUCGGAAUCUGAAAUCGGAAGGCAGACUUCUGGAAGCUGUGGAUGAGAAGUUAGGUGGGAAGUACAAUGAAGAAGAGAUGUUGAGGGUUCUAAAUGUGGGUCUGAAGUGCGUGGAUGAAGAAAUUGCGAAGAGGCCUUCAAUGGAGAAGGUGCUAGAAAAACUAUUAGGUGAUCAAGAGAAACAAGAAGAAGAAGGUCCUUGUUUCAUAAUUGAAGUAAAUGAAUGA
Molecule: messenger RNA, 759 nt
Organism: Dendrobium catenatum
Lineage: Eukaryota; Viridiplantae; Streptophyta; Magnoliopsida; Asparagales; Orchidaceae
Product: probable L-type lectin-domain containing receptor kinase S.7
Exons: 1
Coding region: 1-759 (252 amino acids)
Biological process (GO): protein phosphorylation
Molecular function (GO): protein kinase activity; ATP binding
Source: RefSeq, a predicted model, not a curated record